AUGAAUAGUGUGCACGCCAUGGAUUACGUGAAAAAGUUUGACAUCGAACUUGACAAAGAUGUUUAUUAUGCUGGUGAGGUGUUGACUGGAAAUGUCAUUGCCCGGGUCACAGAGAAUAUAAAAGUACACGGUAUCCGUUUGGUGUUGAGAGGCAAAGCGCAUGUGGAAUGGAAAAUUAACAAAGCGGGAGAGAGACGUAAUGUUAGAGACGACGAAUAUUAUAUUGAUGAGAAGAGGAUUGUCUGGGGCAAAGACAAGAAGGAGGAUGGAGCUGCCCCUAUCAUGCCCCGAGGAAACCACAGAUAUCCCUUUGAAUUCAAACUACCUGAGAGUGCUCUCCCCUGCUCCCUGGAGAGUAAGAUGGGUACAAUACGGUACUAUGUGAGAGGUACCAUGGAUAUCCCUUACGCCUCAUCCCCACAAAGUGUCAAGUAUUUCUCUAUAAUAGGACCACACAUUGACUGUAUGGAUGAGCGUUUCCUGACUCCAACCAGGGCAGCUGAUAAACGUUACACAUGCUGCAUGUGCUGCACAAAGGGUCCUGUAGCACUUGAUGCCACGCUGGAACGAAGUGCCUAUUGUUGUGGUGACAACAUCAGACUCAAGGUGGAGAUACAGAAUGGUAGUGGACAGCAGGCUUGGAUCUUGUGUCGUCUCAUACAGAACGUGGAGUAUUUUAUAAACAAGGGUGUCCUUGGGUUACGGAAGGAUGUGAGCCAUCGCGUAUGGGAAUACAAGGGUGACAGUGUGAAUCCCAACCACACAGAAAGGUUCGACAAUCUACAGAACUUCCUACAGGUUCCUGUCAUGCCCCCGUCCCUAGUGGAUGUCUGUAACCUGAUACAGAUCUACUACACACUACAGGUUGGCCUUGUGAUGGAAGAUACUGGGGAAGUGCUGGAACUCAAUUUUCCAAUGACCAUAGCAACCACUCCUUAUCGGAUCACUAAUGCCCCCUAUCCCAUCAUGCAGUAUGAUGUGGCUGCCGAGAAUGUUGAAGGUGGGAUGUACAUUAGCUCUGAGUUCCAGGUUGGACAGGUUUACACGGGGGAUGAGGAGGAAAAUGAGAACGAAAUGUAUAUCAUCUACCGUCCUGUGUACAUAUGUAUUCCCCACGAACGCAUCAAGGUCACAAACACGGAGAAGGAUGUCAGCAUUUGUCGUGCAGGUUCACGAAUCUCCAUGACAAGGCUUGACCGAAAGACAUGGAAAAUGCAAACGACACAUGACUCCGAUAAAGAAGAUAGUUCUGUUCUAGAUCUUAAAACUGACACUCUGAGCCCUGAAAUGUCAGAUUUGGAUUUAAAAGAAUCUAUGGUAAUGAAAAAGGAGUUGAGUGACGUGGCAAAAGAAAUUGAUACUUCUGAUAACUUUCUUAAACCGUCAGAAAGUCACGGAAGUAUGAAACAAACAACAGAAUAUGAACCAGGUGAUAAGGAAAACAUAGUUGUUGUAGUUCAACCAGAACCACUCUCAUUACUGCAGCCAGACCCUGAAAUCAGACAAUGUGAAGAGGUUACACAGAAUAUCGUAAAUGACUGAGAUUAAUCAAAGUACAACCAAAACAUGACAUAUUACUUUACAAUACAUGUAUUGAGGCUGUUUGUUCGGGGAUGCAUGCCCCAUACAUAUUUGUCAGAGAUAUGACAUCAGCUGUGGUAAUCAGCUAUGGUA
Messenger RNA from Ylistrum balloti, 1674 nucleotides. Its product is annotated as arrestin domain-containing protein 3-like. Gene Ontology annotation, cellular component: cytoplasm. The coding region runs from base 1 to 1542 and encodes 513 amino acids. Gene Ontology annotation, biological process: protein transport. The transcript has 7 exons. NCBI's taxonomy places the organism in Eukaryota, Metazoa, Mollusca, Bivalvia, Pectinida, Pectinidae. The record is from RefSeq and is a predicted model, not a curated record.